UUGGCAAGAUGAGGGGAUCCUUAGUCCUGCUCUUCACGGUUAUAUUCGUCUCAUACUCGACAACAUCAGGACGUCCAAAUAAUGAUCUGUCUCAAAACGAGUCCCAAGAAGACAUCCGGGGUGAUAGUUACGAUGUAGGAAACCAAAGCGACGCCCAGGCCGGGCACAGUUACGAGGAGGAUAUGGGCGCCUCCAGCAGCGGUCUCACUAAAAAUGGGUUAGCCAUCAGCACCAGCGCGUCUGGAGGCUCCAAGGGCCUCGUCGCGGCCGCGAGCAGCCCUCGCUUCGGACCCCAGGCCGCCAGCAGCAACGACGGCGGCGGCUCUUCAAACAGCAGCAACGCGCCUGACUCCGGGCAGUUCGUCGGAGCCGCCAGCAGUAGCAACCACGGCAAAGGGUCCGCCAGCAGCAGCAAUAAAGCUGUGGGUUCCGGGAACUUUAUAGGUUCCGCUGGCAGCGGCAACUCCGGCAAUGGGUCUGCAAGUAGCGACAACACGUCCGAGGACUCCGAGCUGGAGGGGUCCGCUAGCAGCAGCAACUCUGGCGACGGCUCGGCCUCUAGCAGUAAUAUCUCGAAAGGUUCAGGGAAGCUGGAGGGUUCCGCCUCUAGCAGUAACACGGGUAAAGGUUCCUCCUGUAGCAUCAACAAGUCUGGAAGUUCCGGGAAGGUUGAGGCGUCCGCUAGUAGCGGCAACACGGGCGGCGGGUCUGCCGCCGCCAGCAACGUCGCCGGCGGCGCCGCACAACUGGCCGGCUCCGCUAGCGCCAGCAACACUGGUGACGGGACUGCUAUUAGCGAUAAUAUCUCUGAAGGUGCCGCGCUACUGGCCGGAUCCUCUAGUGCCAGCAACACUGGUAAUGGGACUGCUAUUAGCAACAAUAUCUCUGAGGGUUCCGGGGUGUUAGCUGCAUCCGCUAGCAGUAGCAACACAGGCAGUGGGAGUGCUACCAGCGGCAACCUCGCUGCAGGCUCGGGAACACUCGAGGGAUCUGCCAGCAGCAGCAGCACGCGCGGGGGAUCUGCUGACAGCUACAACGUCGCGGGGGGUUCGGGGAAACUUGAGGGAUCCGCUAGCAGCAGUAACACAGACGGGGGAUCUGCUACUAGCUACAACGCCGUCGGAGGUUCGGGAACACUUAAGGGAUCUGCCGACAGUAGUAACAAAGGCAAAGGGUCUGCAAAUAGCAGCAAUAUAUCCAAGGGCUCAGAAAAACUUGACGGAUCGGCUAGUAGCCAUAAUAAAGGUGAUGGGUCUGCGACUAGCAACAAUAUAUCUAAAGGUCCAGGGAAAGAUAAUGGUUCCGCUGAGAGCUGGAACUCUGGCAGCGGGUCUGCGACUAGCGACAACACGUUUGAAGGUUCUGGGCGUUCUAUCGGACUGGCUAGCAGCAGCAACGAGGGUGACGGCUCUGCCAAAAGCAGCAAUAAGGCGGGAGGUUCAGGACUGUUUGUGGGACUCGCUAGCAGCACCAACAGAGGCAACGGGUCUGCGAGAAGCAGCAAUGCGUUUGAAGGUUCCGGGCAGUUUGCGGGGUCGGCCGAUAGCGAUACCUAUGAUGGCUCCGCUCACAGCAGCAACACCUUCAGGGGUUCAGGAAAAUUUGUUGGACUCGCUAGUAGCAGUAGCAACAACGGCGGUUCUGCGAGAAGCAGCAACAGUGGCUAUGGAUGUUCUAAAAGCGGUAGGGCGUCAGAAGAACCUGCGCAACUUGUGGGAUCUUCUAGCAGCAGCAGCAGCAUCGGCAAUGGGUCCGCAAAUAGCAGUGCCACGUUUGAAGGUCAACAACCAGGGCAACAAGGUUCUACUAAUAGCAGCAGCAGCGGCAAUGGGUCUGCAAUCAGCACCGUCAAGUUCGGAGGUGAUCAACCGGCUGGGUCCGCAGGAGGAGACAAUGUGAAUGGGUCCACUAGCAGGAGCGGCAGCGGACACGCGUCUGCUAGUAGCGUCCUCGCGGUGGGGGAUUCCACUUUGGUCGUAUCAGCUAGCAGCAGCGGUAAUGGAUCUGCUAGUAGUACUGCGACUGCUAAUAGCACCAAAACAUUUGGAGAUUCUGGCCGAUUCGGAGUGACUAGUAAUAACGUGACUGCCUCUGCGUCCACCACGAGCAGCAGCACGUUUGGGGAGUCAGGGCAGCCGGCGCGGUCCGCCAGCAGCAGCCGCGCCAGCUACGAGGCGGCCACCAGCGCUUCGUGGCACGGCCCCGGCCAGCUCGCGCAGGCGGCCAGCUCCUGCUCCGGCCACUCCUCUUCCAGCACCAGCACUACGUAUGACGAAUAUGAAAUUGAGAGUGAAUAUGGAAACCAAGAUGGAGACUACUCGUACAUGACUUAUUAA
Molecule: messenger RNA, 2336 nt
Organism: Leguminivora glycinivorella
Lineage: Eukaryota; Metazoa; Arthropoda; Insecta; Lepidoptera; Tortricidae
Exons: 3
Coding region: 9-2336 (775 amino acids)
Source: RefSeq, a predicted model, not a curated record